AUGCGGUUACAGUUCAAAAACAUUUUUUUUGUUUGUAUGUGUUACCGGCUUUUGAUUUUCGCUCUUUUUUUUUCCGUCUGCGUGACAAUUACCGCUAAAAGUGUCUCUAAAGAUGGCUCACGUGAUCGUCGUAGUCCAUACAAGAGCGAUGAUGAAGGCGUCGAAGUUACCGCAAUGCAAAAAUUUGCUGGGCAUAUUCCUUGGAUUGAAUGGAGACAAUUGAUUCGUAUUGUUACUGCGGCCCGAUGCACUUUGUUAUCGACUCUUGCAGCUCCUUCAGCUUCGGGAUCGACAGAUUUGCCUGGAACGGGCGGAGAUAAAAAAAUGCAUUCCUUAGCAGCGGCCCAUUCAGAAUCUUCGAAUGAGAUAUGCCUUAGGCCCAUUAUGUUGCUGUUUCAUCAACAUGAAUGUCUUGCGUGUCAUGCGUUGUUAAAGAAUGUGGGAAUUAGCGCGGAAUUUGAGCUCUUGAGUGAGUACAUGACCAUGGUAGUUGCUGAGUCUUUGGAGGACAUAACCGAAAAAUAUCCAUAUCCUUUGCCACACUUUCACAAUGACUCUUUGUUUGUUAAUAGGGGUCGUAGGAAAGGGAAAUUGAGAAGAGAAGAAGCGGAGGCUCUGCGAGAGGCGUUUGCGGGACAAGGUGAAUACUUUCCUCGUGUUUUCUUUGUAUUUCCACAAAAUGGUAGUGUGAUGCCAAUAUUUAACGAAGAGGGGGAUUCUGAUCCGGCACAUCCACACUUUUACCAUGAAGCCACCUCAUUAGUGCGCAGCAUGAUGGUUGCCUUGUGGACUAUGAACAAGGCUGUGAGCUUUUCAGAGCUUUGA
Messenger RNA from Trypanosoma cruzi, 825 nucleotides. RefSeq lists its product as uncharacterized. The record is from RefSeq and is a predicted model, not a curated record. Lineage: Eukaryota; Euglenozoa; Kinetoplastea; Trypanosomatida; Trypanosomatidae. Bases 1 to 825 code for a protein of 274 amino acids. The transcript has a single exon.